Penicillium psychrosexuale is the source of this 1647-nucleotide messenger RNA. RefSeq lists its product as uncharacterized. The transcript has a single exon. Lineage: Eukaryota; Fungi; Ascomycota; Eurotiomycetes; Eurotiales; Aspergillaceae. Bases 1 to 1647 code for a protein of 548 amino acids. The record is from RefSeq and is a predicted model, not a curated record.
AUGGAAGAUGCAGCCGAGUCCCUGAGCCUGACACAAAUGACCGACGCUGAACCCAUCCCGACCGUAAUGGAGAGCCCGGAGGACUCAAGCUCAGAUGUUUCAAGCUCGGAAGAACAUACACCUAGCGAUACGGCAGAUCUACCUCAUAUCGUGAUCCAAUUGAUCCAGUGCCAACAGUGCUCCCGCCCUUUCCGAACUCCGCUCCGCCUACCAUGCGGGAAUUCGAUCUGUCGGGAAUGUUUGCCCGCCCUUCGGCCGCGGACGGGUAUUACGUACCCCGUGACUGAGGGGAGGAAUCAGGAAUUUACAUGCCUUUGGAAAGGAAAUAAGACGUGUGGUGGGGACCAUUGUGUUGCAGAUUGUGGCGCUGAUGUGCUGCUUGGGAAGCUGGUUGGCCUUUUUGGAGAAAUACUGAGGUCGGAGGCAGACAAUGUGCCUCUGGACUCGUCCGAGGAUGACGGACCAUUACUGCGCUGGAAAACCGACGGGCGGAAUCAGAACGGAAGUGGACAUUUGAAGCGACAUGGGUGGCUGAGGGGAAUCUAUAGCCUGGCACUGGAAGGCCGGUUCCCGUCUGAUGCAUGCGAAGUCAUCUAUGGAGAUUCCACAACCCCAGCCGGAAGCUUAGAAGUUCAGGAUCUCAUUCACUUCCAAAAACUGCGAGACAGUCUCUCCGCCGAGUUAGACUGUCAGGUUUGCUAUGCACUCCUUUUAGAUCCGAUCACGACGCCUUGUGGUCACACUUUUUGCCGAAAAUGUGUCGCGCGGGUCUUGAACCAUACAGAUCUGUGUCCCAUUUGUCGCCGAAAGCUAGGCAUUCCGAAUGAUCUACAGUCAGAGCCCAUAAACCAGCCUGUGGCACGGUUGGUCGAAUACUUUUUCCCCGACCAGAUCUCAGUCAGACGGGAGACCAGCGCCCAGGAUGAGACAGGCGCGGAUUACGAGAAGAGCUUGCCACUUUUUGUGUGCACGCUAUCUUUCCCGACAAUGCCUACUUUUCUCCAUGUCUUCGAGCCCAAAUAUCGACUUAUGAUUCAGCGGGUUCUUGCAAGUGGAAAUGGAAAGUUCGGCAUGGUCAUGCACAACCGGCAAGGCCGGGUACAGCCAGGUCAAUUACAUGACGCACCGUUUAUGCAAUACGGAACGCUAUUGAUGAUCGAGCGAUAUGAGCUGCUUCCAGAUGGUCGCAGUCUCGUGGUGGCUACAGGCGUAUCGCGGUUCAAGAUCGUCGACUCGGGAAUGCUGGACGGCUAUUAUGUUGCCAAAACAGAGCGCGUAGAUGACAUCUCGCUCGCAGAGGAGGAGCGACUUGAGUCGUUGGAGACCUCAACAGACGGUGUGAAUGCUCUGCCAGAAGGGAAUGAAGCUGAUCCUCCGUUAGGCUUAAUGCCAACACAACAGCUACUCCUCUCAGCAAGAGAGUAUAUCACCAACCAGCGCAGAUCUGGGGCUCCUUGGCUGCACCCGCGCGUCAUGCUAGCAUAUGGACCCAUCCCUACAGAUGCAGCCCGCUUCCCAUGGUGGUUCGCAAGCAUUUUGCCCAUCUCCGAGGAAGAGAAAUAUCCCUUACUCGCCGCCACAAGUGUUCGAGAGAGACUGAAACUCUCAGCAAAAUGGGCGAGACAACUUGAGGCUCGAGACUGGUAG